Messenger RNA from Gadus macrocephalus (Pacific cod), 2101 nucleotides. RefSeq names its product BTB/POZ domain-containing protein kctd15-like. The coding region runs from base 650 to 1462 and encodes 270 amino acids. Gene Ontology annotation, molecular function: protein binding. The transcript is spliced from 5 exons. NCBI's taxonomy places the organism in Eukaryota, Metazoa, Chordata, Actinopteri, Gadiformes, Gadidae. Gene Ontology annotation, biological process: protein homooligomerization. The record is from RefSeq and is a predicted model, not a curated record.
CAUUUGGCUCUAGCCCCCGGGGGAAGUUGGAUGUUGGUAAAUUAUGAGUCUUUAGUAGAGGGGAUUUUGGUGCAGGAGGCUUGACAUAAGUCAGACGUAUAGCCGUUAAUAGCAGCGCGCGCUGACGAACUCCAGUUCCAUACUGCACACAUUAGGCUACAGAGUACAGACCUUCCUUUGACCAGAGCUUACAUUGUUUUGGUGUGUGUGUUUGUGUGUGUAUUUGCAGAAGCUAGUUUUGCAGAACCGCAAUGAAAUCGGUAUAAAUAGUGUCUAAGACAAUUUAAGUCACCUAUCGUGCAAACGGGAGCAUCAGCCCUUUUUUUUUAUUUUUUUUUUAUCUUUAUUAUUAGGACAGAGGAUCACGCAUUGCUCCUCCAGCGAGUUUGGGCGAGAGAGAGACCAAGUAAUUGUAACCUAAUCCUCAGCCCCGAGGCGCUCUCGCAUCGCCCCGGGCACACAUUCUUCCAGCCUCCCCCCUGGUUGGCGUCCGACGACUGGCUUCUUUGCGCGGAGAUCGAGGCUCGACGGGUCUGUUAGACGGAAGCAAGAGAAGGACGAAGGAAGGACUGUUUUUCCUUUUGCAAAAAAUCAGCUGCGAUUCUAGUUACUCCAAAGAAUCCCAGCCGGCUCUACACCAGACCCAUCCAUGUCGUCCGUGUCGGUGUCUUCUCAGGACGGGCGCAGCAUGUCCCGGAUGUCUCUGAGCAGGUCCCCGGUGUCUCCCAUGAGCACCCAGGGCAUCCCCUCCCCGGCCCAGCUCACCAAGACCAACGCCCCGGUCCACAUCGACGUGGGGGGUCACAUGUACACCAGCAGCCUGGCCACGCUCACCAAGUACCCAGAGUCCAGAAUCAGCCGCCUGUUCAACGGCACGGAGCCCAUCGUUCUGGACAGUCUGAAGCAGCACUACUUCAUCGACCGGGACGGGGAGAUCUUCCGCUACAUCCUCAGCUUCCUGCGCACCUGCAGACUGCUCCUCCCUGAGGACUUCAAGGAUUUCCUGCAGCUCUACGAGGAGGCCCGCUACUACCAGCUGACGCCCAUGGUGCGUGAGCUGGAGCGCUGGCAGGUGGAGCGCGAGGCACAGCGGACGGCGCCGGUGGAGUGCCUGGUGGUCCGCGUGUCCCCCGACCUGGGCGAGAGGAUCGCCCUCAGCGGGGAGAAGGUGCUCAUCGAGGAGAUCUUCCCCGAGACGGGCGACGUCAUGUGCAACUCGGUGAACGCCGGCUGGAACCAGGACCCCACGCACGUCAUCCGCUUCCCCCUCAACGGCUACUGCCGGCUGAACUCUGUGCAGGUGCUGGAGAGGUUGUUCCAGAAGGGCUUCACGAUGAAGGGGUCGUGCGGCGGCGGCGUAGACUCCUCCCAGUUCAGCGAGUACGUCAUGUGUCGCGACCUCAUCCGGAGCCAGUCCAUCACCAGCACGCCCAUCCGGAUCAAACAGGAACCACUGGACUAGACCACGCCAACACACGGUGUAGACAGAGCCCAGCCCCGAGACCGUUGGUGGGAUCGAAACAUCCUCAGUCGCGCUGGGAGGGAAGGAACGUUAACGGCAACACAGAGUCUGGGGUCUCAGACCAACAGACUCAAACCAGACGCAGACAAAGGAAGACUGAAACAGGACUUGGGACUUUAGACUUUGCCAAACUGAAUGAAAUGAGCAAUGUUAAGUUCAGUUUAAACUGAACAGCUUCCACUGUGAUUCUGAUGGCGACGUUGAAGACUUUAUUUUGAAGGUUUGAAAAAUCAGAAGACAAAGGUUGGAUAAAAAAAAAUAAAGAAGCUGGUAGUCUGUAGAUAGAUAGCCGGUCCAUUUUAAAACGUAAAUAAAAAACGUCAACCUCAAUGGAUUAAAUACCAUUUUGUUAUACGUGUCAGACUGCGUUUUGAUACCAACACUAAGAUCAGGGCGCAUGGUGGAAGAAAAUGAUCGAAAACCUAAUUUGUACCUGGUGGCACCAAAACUGUAAUAUAAUUUGUUUUUUUUAUAAACUAUUUUGGAAAAAAAGUGAUGUAUAUUUAAUGUAUUUGUUAUCUUUGUGUCAGGAUCCUUGUUUUGUACAGUUUAAUUGAUAUAAACCAAACAAAAAAAAUA